Molecule: messenger RNA, 3150 nt
Organism: Entelurus aequoreus (snake pipefish)
Lineage: Eukaryota; Metazoa; Chordata; Actinopteri; Syngnathiformes; Syngnathidae
Product: zinc finger protein 26-like
Exons: 2
Coding region: 177-1550 (457 amino acids)
Biological process (GO): regulation of transcription by RNA polymerase II
Molecular function (GO): DNA-binding transcription factor activity; RNA polymerase II cis-regulatory region sequence-specific DNA binding
Source: RefSeq, a predicted model, not a curated record
CAAAGACCAAGAUGGCGGUCUGAGCGGCUGUGACUUUGCGAGAAGUUUUAAAAUGUACGAUCUUCCAGCGAUGUAGCUCCUCAAAUAUCCGUCUUUUUUCUAAAGCCCGCGAAACAAAAGUUGAGUUUGAAGCGAUGGAGCGUUAGCUGAAGUGAAGAUUGAAGACGUGAUAGAAGAUGGACGACUACUGCUCUGCUAAGAUGGCGACGUCAUGUAAAAGAGAACAUGACAGAGAAUCAGCACCGCAGAAAAAGACGAAAACCGCAGAUAAAGAUGACCUAGUUGAAAUUUCCAACAACGUCAUUUUGAAGGCGACCGUAAGCCCAGACAAGAGCGUGUGUCGGAAAUUAGCCGACUUUGUAGAACAACGUAAAGAAAGAGCCGCCAUGAUUGUUAGCUUGAAGAAGGCAGUGGAGUUCACAUCAGAGGAGAUGAAAGAAUGCAAAAGUCAAAUGAAGAAAGUGGAAGAAAAUAUUGUUUUGAAAGAAGAGAUGUUGGGGAAGAGUAAGAGAUGUGCAGUGUGUGAAGAGAAGACUGGACCACAUGUCUACAUCAACGUGCAGAGGAUUGGAGAUGUCCAGCAGCUGAUUGGUCAUCCUAAAAAACCUCCGCCUCAGCUGCAGGCGGGGAGCUCUACUUUGAAGCAGGAAGCUUCCCAGCCCCCCCACUUUAAAGAGGAAGAGGAGGAACUCUGGAUCACUCAGGAGGAAGAGUGUCUUCUUGGACCACAGGAAGCUGAUCUCACCAAGUUGCCACUGACUGUUGUCUCUGUGAAGACUGAAUAUGAUGAAGAGAAACCACAAGCAGACAACCUCUUAGCUCCACUAUCAGAUAGUGAGGCUGAAGACGAGGUUGAAGUAACUUUGAGCACCGAUACAGACUCUGACGGUGAUAUGAGGACUCACACUGACAACAAGGACUCUAAAUGUUCUAAAAAGAAGACAUGUAAAACAUUUUUAAGCUGUUUAGUUUGUGGUGCAAGAUGUACUAGAAAGAGCAGUUUGACGGAACACAUGAGAACGCACACAGGAGAAAGACCAUUCAAAUGUUCAGUUUGUGCUAAAAACUUUUCUCACAAAAGCAGUUUGACUCAACACAUGAGAACGCACAGUGGAGAAAGACCAUUUAAUUGUUCAGUUUGUGGCAAAAGCUUUUCUCAAAAUAGCACUUUGCCGCGACACAUGAGAACACACACAGGAGAGAAAACAUUUCAUUGUUCAGUUUGUGGUAAAAGCUUUUCUCUGAAGGCCCAUUUGACUCAACACACGAGAACGCACACAGGUGAAAAACCAUUUAAUUGUUUAGUUUGCGCUAAAAGCUUUUCUCAAAAUGGCAGUUUGGCGCAACACAUGAAAACGCACACCGGGGAAAGACCAUUUAAUUGUUCGAUUUGUGCUAAAAGAUUUUCUCAAAACAACAGUUUGGCGCGACACAUGAGAACACACACAGGAGAAAAAACUUUUUGUUGUUCAGUUUGUGGUGAAAACUUUUCUCAUAAUAGCAACUUGACUGUACAUAUGAGAACACACACAGGAGAAAAUUGCAUUUAGUUUCAUUAAUGAAACUCACAGGAGAAAAAACAUUCAGUUUACAUGACGUCACGUCCGGCUCAUUAAAUAUACGUGUUGGUCAAGCCAGCGUCUUUUCUCAAUGUGUACUCGGCGCCAUUUAGCCUUUCUCUAAGAAAAACGCAUCAUAUUUGCGUUGUUUUUGGCUGUACGAAUCGUUCGAAUCGCGAAAAGGAUAAAAGUUACUUCAGAGUUCCUCGAGAGGUAAUCGAGAAGGGCGGAAGAGUGCAAGGUUUUACGGUAGACGGCGUGAAAAGUCACCCGCUCCAGUCCAAGAUAACAGAGUUGAAGAAUGCGCAAGUUUGCAGUAAACCCUUCGCUAAAGCUACUUUUAACGUGUAUUAUUUCCAAUUUAAGCAUUAUAUGUGUUAUAAAUUCCCUUUGUCAGUGAUUAAGAUAGAAGAUAAAGUUCCCUAUUUAAUAUGUUAAUUGUUGAAUAUAAUUUACUAUAUUAUUGUUGACGUAAACAAGCUAUUAAUGUAGUCAUGCACCUUUAAGUUGAGUCUGUUUGAGUCAGGCAGUUUACCGGGCAGCUAUGUUUUACUUACCGGGGUCCUCGAGGCAGUGUGUUAAACAGUGUGUAUGUGAGAGUGUACUUACCUGCUGCGGAUAAAAAGUUGCAUAUAAAAAAGAAGUUGAAACGUAAAACGGUGUCCUUAUUCCCUAACUUAUUCCCUGAGUACGCUCACGGGUGAAGAGUCCCAGCACAACAACAACAUCAGUUUAUCCAUAUGGUUCUUUAAUAAUAUGGUUUUUUGUAUUUCUUAAAUACGUAUUUGCUGCGAGUGUCUCGAAAAGCCCCAACUUGGCAAAUCUAAACAAAACUGACAGAACCGCAAACUCCGGUAAGAAGAUCAGCGGAGGAUUGUGUGUCUAUAUAAACAGCAACUGCGCACACAGACUGUGAGGGUGGACGAACUGUGCAACACAGAUGUAGAGUUUAUGUUGCUAAAAUGCAGACCAUUCUAUCUCCCUAGGGAGUUUGCCGCUGUUUACAUCUGUGCAGUGUAUAUUCCCCCAGAUGCUAAUGCGAAGCUUGCGCUAGCACACAUACAUGACAGCAUUAACAAUUGCCUUGUCACACACCCCGACUGCGCUCUCAUUGCAGCGGGAGAUUUCAACCACGGAAUGUUAUAUGUGCAACCAGGGGAGAGAAAACGCUGAAUCAAGUGUAUACAAACAUCGCAAAUGCAUACAGAGCCCAUGCAUAUCCCCAUCUAGACAUGUCAGACCACCUUUCUCUUCUGUUGCACCCACGUUACACACCCAAAAUCAGAACUGCUGGAAUUACCAACAAAACUAUAAGAACAUGGCCAGAAGAUGCUAUCCAUCAGCUCCAAGAUUGUUUCCAUCACACUCUCUGGGACAUAUUUAGAGACGAGCGUGCAAUUUCGCGUGAGUCUCUGGACGAAUACACCUCAACUGUGCUGAACUAUAUUACCUUCUGCAUAGAUUGUGUUACAUCAUUUAAAACCAAAUAAAAAACCCUGGAUGACACAAAGUGUCACAGUUACUCAAACAGAGGGACAUGGCAUUUAGAUCAGGCGAUCCAAAUGCCUACCGUUCAGCCAGGACUGCUUUA